AUGGAAGGAGAGCUUUAUUCUGCUCUCAAGGAGGAAGAGGCCUCGGAAUCGGUUUCCAGUACAAACUUUAGUGGUGAAAUGCACUUCUAUGAGCUUGUGGAAGACACAAAAGAUGGGAUCUGGCUGGUACAGGUCAAUGAAUGGUCCUUGAAGAUAAGGAAAGAAAUGAGAGUGAUUGAUAGACAGAUCAGAGAUAUCCAGAGAGAAGAGGAGAAGGUGAAGCGGUCGAUAAAGGAUGCUGCCAAAAAGGGUCAGAAGGAUGUGUGUGUGAUCUUGGCAAAGGAACUGAUCCGCUCCCGGAAGGCCGUAAGCAAACUCUAUGCAUCCAAAGCUCACAUGAACUCUGUUCUCAUGGGGAUGAAGAACCAGCUUGCUGUCCUGAGAGUAGCAGGUUCAUUGCAGAAGAGCACAGAAGUCAUGAAAGCUAUGCAAAAUCUCGUCAAAAUCCCUGAAAUCCAAGCAACGAUGAGGGAUUUGGCCAAAGAGAUGAUGAAGGCUGGUAUCAUAGAGGAGAUGCUGGAGGACACCCUGGAGAGCCUGGAGGAUGAGGAGGAAAUGGAAGAGGAAGCCCAGAUGGAAGUUGACAAAAUCCUUUUUGAAAUUACAGCCGGGGCCUUGGGUAAAGCACCCAGCAAAGUCACGGAUGCUCUGCCGGAGCCCGAGCCCAUGGGAGCGGCCGCUGCUGUGGACGAGGAGGAAGACAUCGAAGCGAUGCAGUCGCGGUUAGCGACCCUCCGGAGCUAAGGGUGACGCCCUCCUGUACAGUUUGCCUUUCUUUUUUGUUCUUUUUUUGCAAUGGGAUAUUCUGUGUGACCUUCAAACUGCAAAACUUAAUAUGUGAGAAUACUUUAUGUAAUAUAU
Opisthocomus hoazin is the source of this 861-nucleotide messenger RNA. The record is from RefSeq and is a predicted model, not a curated record. NCBI's taxonomy places the organism in Eukaryota, Metazoa, Chordata, Aves, Opisthocomiformes, Opisthocomidae.